Ailuropoda melanoleuca (giant panda) is the source of this 6419-nucleotide messenger RNA. RefSeq names its product mastermind like domain containing 1 (gene MAMLD1). The record is from RefSeq and is a predicted model, not a curated record. Gene Ontology annotation, cellular component: nuclear body. Gene Ontology annotation, biological process: regulation of transcription by RNA polymerase II. Lineage: Eukaryota; Metazoa; Chordata; Mammalia; Carnivora; Ursidae.
AUGUACUGGUAACUUACUUCCAUGUCAACUUUUAUCUAAGAUUCCAGUGCCUUCUUCCUGGAGAGUGUUGCAAAGCCACACAGCAGAAAAGGGAGUUUACUGAUUAUGCAGCCCUGUUAGCAUUACUUGAGUCCAAAUGUUGGCUUAGAUGGUGUUUUCAGAACCCGUAAGUGGAUGUUUAUGUCUGCAAAUGGAAGCACUGAGUAGCUAGACUUGCAGGGCCAAUGCGGGGGAGGCAGUCCUGGGGUGGUGGUUUGCUCAAACAUUGGCAUUUGGUUGCAUGAGCUGUUUUCCAGUGCUUCGCGGCUAGCUUGCCACAGUCUCUAAGCCAGUUGUAUUUGCUGCUCUCCACCUGGUGUGAAUACUAACACAUGAUGGGGAAAGGAAACAUGGUGGAGGUGGCACGCGAGAGGACUCGGGACAGUGGAGAAGGAUGGCCACAGCCUCUUGUGUGCGGAUGCUGUGGGGUGCUCCACCAGAGAAAGUGGUGGGCCUUGAGGAGCCCCGCGGAGACUGGGGGGCCUGCAGAGCUAUUGGUCCCACACUCUCCCCCCACCCGCGUGCAGUUGCCCUUGGAUUGUAUUGCAUUCUCAUGAAAUGUGGGUACAACCAAUUGUUUGGGUGCUUUCGGGGCGUGCCACUCCUUCCUUUGCCUGUGGUCAGCAUUAUCUGGGUCCACACAAUACUAGUCCAUGUCUCCCGCUCUCCUCUUGUGAAAACCUCACUCGAUCGGAUAAUACCUCUGACUGGCUGCUUGACACUAGGUAGACGAGCUGACCUCAUCACCCAGACUGGAUAUUAAUAUCAUCAUUACCCAAAGAUGACAAGGAGUUAGGGAUGGGGGCCAUCGCUGCCAAGAUGCACUCUGGCUUCUGGAAGCAAAAGUCGUCAACUGAUAACCUAACAUAAUGCGAGCCACUUGACUAGUCUGGGUUCAUCCUUUUCUCAGGUAUGCCAUGGUUCGCGCACUUCAGAGAAAGUGGGCAGCCGAGUAGCCUCUCCACAGAAUACGAAGCAAACCAAACAGUGGUUUCUAUUCAUGUGUGUUUACACCUGUGGUGAUUUCGAAUCGUUCCUGUCAGAAUGUACCUGCUUUCUAAAAUGUGUUUUUUAAAUGCAAGUUUCACACUUAGGAACGGGGGGAGGGGAGAUGAACAUAAUAUAACUAAGCCAGAGAAAUGGGCUCCUAUAAUUGACAUAGAAACGGGCUGUGGAUAUCGCUGUCAGAAAUUGAGCCUGACCUUGAACUUGAUGGUAGUGAGCCCAAGCCUCGGAACUGGGUGUGUCCCUUCCCCUCCUGUUUUGCUAGUGCCCUGCGUGUUCUGGGCCCAGAUGGGAACGGGACUUCCUGGAGGGCACAGACCAUGGUCCCACCUCACAUUGUUUGUCACCCAGAGAGGACCCUGAGGCCCAGAAAGGGGCAGAGACUGCCCCGGGCCCCACAGCAAGGGAGCAGGAAAGCCUUUCAAAACCCAGCGUCCUGACUCCUAGGCCAGCUCUUAGUUCUGUAGACUGUCUGAAGCCUCCUUAGGUCUCUUCUGCUGUCUGUCACCCAACUGUGUUUGCACCCACGUUAGGAAUUCUCAAACGUCGGGACCCUUUCCAGGGGGGAUUCCCACACCUGCUUCUUUACCGCAUGCCAGGCUCUCUUCCAGGAACUGGGUAUUCAGCCUGGGGCUCAUGUUCUAGUGGCGGGGAUACUGGACAGAGAAACAGUCAACGUUACUUUGUGACCAUGACAACGUUUCAUUCCACCCGGCAGUUAUUACCACAGUGGCCUGGUUUCCCUCUGCCAGGACCUGGGUGGGGUCCUAGAGGAAGACGGCACCACAAGCUACCAUUCGGUGGGCUUACCGUGUGGCAGCACCUGUUCUAAGGGCAUUACAGGUAUCAAGCCCUUGAUCUUCAUCACAAGCCUAUGGGCAGAGGCAAUUAUCACCAUCUCUCUUUUACAGAUAGGGAAACUGCACAGAGAGGUUGAGUAAUUUACCCAAGGUCACAUAGCUAAUCAGUGGCAAAGCUGGGAUUCAAACCCAAACCGUUGGGUGCCAGAGUCCGUGUUUUAACUGCUCGGCUACUAUUCUGCCUCUCAGGAUGGCACAGAAGGUGAAGUCCAGACCCCACCAAGUUCCAGGAAGGCCCAACAGCCAGUCCGGGGUCCACCCUAGGUCCUCCCCACUAAGGCCGCAGACGGUAAUAUGGGGGCCCUGGGACGCGUGAACCAGCGUCGGGACACAGCAAAGGAGGGGAAGAGUUCGGUUCUCUCCACAGUCCCAUCACCAAGGGGUGAACAACAGCCCUGUGUCUAGGUCGUUUGGGAAGCGCCUUGGAGAGUCAAGAAUAAAAUUGCAGGUCAAACAAUGGAUGACUGGAAAAGUCGGCUUGUAAUCAAGAGCAUGGUUCCCCAUUUCGCCAUGGUGGGAAAUCGUCAGGAGCCCAGAAAGCUCCAGGAAUCGGGAACCAUUAAAAGGAGACAGGAAGGAGAUAAUUUCCAGUUUCCAGGCAUGAGUGAUGGGGGUUACCCUAAUAAAAUCAAGAGGCCUUGCCUGGAAGACGUGACCCUUUCUAUGGGCCCGGCUACCCACCCCAGCACGUCCUGUGCGGAGCUGCAGGUCCCUCCACUAACGAUGAACCCUAGUCCCGCGGCUGUGGGAGUAGCAGGCCAUCCGUUACCACUCGAAACAAAUCCCAUGAAUGGCAGCGUCAUGGGCUCACCGUUCGUGGUGCCGCCGGCCGGAGAAGUAGGAGUGAAAGAGCCCACGGUCCCCUAUUACGACAAAGCGAACAGCGUGCCGGCUGUGGACCAGGAACUUCAAGAUCUCCUGGAGGAGCUAACAAAAAUUCAAGAACCUUCUCCGAAUGAGCUAGAUCUCGAGAAGAUCCUGGGGAGCAAGCCGGACGAACCGCUGGUCCUGGAACACCCGCAGGUGAGCCUGAGUACGACUCCCAAGCCGCCGGUUCAGAUGCCGCACCUGGAGAGCCUUGGCGCCAGCAAGGACUUUGCUUCUAGCUGCAGCCAGCACCCCGGCGCCUCGCUGCAAGUCCCGCUCUCCCCGGCGGGGAUCAGCUACGUGAUUCCGUCCACCAGUAAGCGGGUGGCCUCACCCAGCCCUUCGGCGGCCCAGGCCAAGGGCCAGGUCCAGGGGGCGCUCUCCGUCCCUUUGCCCCCACUCCCGGGGCCUCAGUGGCAUCACGCCCACCAGCUGAAGGUGCUGGCGGCCAGCAAGCAGGGGUCCGCGACCAGGCAGCCGGGGACCACCCCCAGCUGGUCUGGCCUGCCGCCUCCGGGCGUGUCCCCGUCGUACCGCCCAGUGCCGUCGCCGCACCCGCCGCCGCCGCCGCCGCAGUUCAGCUCGCAGAGCCUCAUGGUGUCCUGCAUGGCGUCCAGCAACUUGCCGGCGAGCACUUUCCAAGCCUCCCCCAAUGCCUUACUCGCCAGCAUGGCGUCCGGCGGCAGCGCCGCCGCCGUGGGGCCCGCCAUGCUCUACACUCCGGAGAAGCUCCCCAGCCCCGCCCUCAGUCAGCCCCCGCCGUUCAGCCCGCAGAGCUCCAUUCUGGCCAACCUGGUGUCCUCGAGCGUCAAGAGCCCUCCGGGACACCUGCUGUCUGCUCUGCCCAGCAGCAACCCGGGGCCAUCCCCGCCCUACCGGCCGGAGAAGCUCUCCAGCCCGGGCUUGCCACAGCAGUCCUUCACCCCGCAGUGCUCCACCCCGCAGUGCUCCCUGAUCCGGAGCCUCACCCCCUCCGGCAACCCGCUCACGCAGCCGCCGCCGCCGCCCCAGCAGUCAGCAAGCACCAUCUUCAAGCCCAUGACCACCAACUCACCCAAAACCCUGAGCAUGAUCAUGCAGCAGGGGCUCGCCAGCUCCAGCCAGGGAGUCCCAGAGCCAUUUAAUUUUGGCAACACCAAGCCGCUGUCGCAUUUUGUUUCCGAGCCGGGCCCCCAGAAGAUGCCCUCCAUGCCGGCCACCUCGAGGCAGCCGUCCUUGCUCCACUACCUGCAGCAGCCGGCGUCUUCUGCCACCGCCUCGACCACCGCCACUGCCACGUUGCAGCAGCAGCAGCAGCCUGACCCCUCCUCGUUCCUCCUGCAGCAGAUAAUGCAGCAGCCCCAGCGCUUUCAGCGGUCGGUGGCCCCGGACUCCCUGCCUUCUCUGCCCAGACAGCAAGAGAAGCAGAGAUCAGGUCUUACGGCAAUGACCCCUGAACAGCGGAGUGCAUAUAUUGCCCAACAGAUGAGUCAGUUUCAAGCCGUCCAAGAACAAGUCACCUCCAAGUAUAGCCAGACCAAGGCAAGCCCCCCAUCUAGUCAGCCCAUGAUGCCACCCGCAGCUGGACUCCUUCAGAAUAACCCGAAUCCAGCAAUGAUCCCACCCACUGGGCCCCAGAGCCACAAGGGCAGGGGCAUGGCCUCUCUGACUCCCGGCAAGCAACAAGGAAUUUUCAACUGUAACCCUCCGUUUCCCAUAUGCUUGAGCUCAGGCCAGAAACCCCUGGGCAGCCAGCACCCACAGAUUUCCAAGGCCUCCCGCUCAGGAGCACCCCUGCCUGGGUUCUGUCCCAGAGCCCUGGGCAGCCAGCUCCCAAGGCCCCACCAGCUCAGACAGCCCCAUGUGCCAAAAAUGCCCCCAGUGUUCGACGAUGCCAGAAGGGUGGCGUCGGUGGCGGCAGCGGCGGCUGCGGCGGGGACCACAGCGGUCUCGAGGGAGCUCUCCAUGAGCCACGUAGAUGACAGCAUCCAGCCGCACUUUGAUAGCAACUCGAUCUUCACCAAGGCACCUGCCAGAGCUCCCCUGGCAGCGCCCACACUUCCAUCACAGCAGACAGUUGUGCCCCCCAAUCAGGUGGCCCCAGGAGGUAGGCCUGGCCAGAAGGUGAGUGCCGCUCUGGGCAACCAGAGCCUCAGGCAGAGCCCGGUGCAGGGUCCCGUGCCUGUGCUCAGUGCCGCCAAGUCCCGCCAGCAGGGCAUGGCCAGCUUUGGUCCCAUGAGUCCCAUACAGGGCAUGGAGCCACCAAGCUAUGUGGCCGCCGCCGUCGCCUCUGCCAUCGCUGCCAGCAAGUCCCCAGGUCCAUUUGGCAGAAUGGGUGCCCCUCCUAAGCUGCCCCCCUAUGACUUUUUGCCCCGGCCCCAGCCCCCACUAAAGGGUCUGCUCUCAGCCCCUGACUGCAGUGAGGUGAAUUUCACUGAAGCUCUCCAGAGGGGCUGGGUGUGCAACCUGAGGCUCGUCGAUGACAUAGUGGAAGGGCACGCCGCCACCGCCACUGCCCAGAGCGCUGGGGGCUUGAAGUGCCCACAGAAACCCCCACGCCCACACCACUUUAGGCAGUGGCAUGGAGCCAUAGCAAAUUCACAGCCGGCCCCACAGCCACACCGUUGUUUCCUCCCCACGACUUGAGUGGCAUCCGUCUGUGCUCAUCCCUUUCUCUACCUGUGACAAAAUGGAAAGCUGGUGAUUUUUUUCAAGCUACCUGUACAUAUUUGAAAAUUUUGUAAAUGGUUUUCCUAAACGUUAAUGACAGAAGUAUUUAUACUUCAUUUUGUGACUUUGUAAAUAAAGUGACGGCUUUUGUUUCAGUAGAGCUGUGUUUAUUAUGCAUUGUUUGUGUUGAUUAUACAUUGUUGCAAAUAUGCAGGCUGUGUUCUUUGCUCCAGCGCUCCCUUGUGAAGCCCCAGUGCUACCUUAGAAGCCAGGUGGUUGAGUUGCUUACAAUUUUGGUGCAGUGACACGUGGAUGUGACCAAGAGGCAUUGUACAAACUGACAAAUGCCAAAUAGAAACCCCUUGGCCAUUUAUUGCCAUUUUCACUAAAAAUGCUGUUGUCUUGUGUGAUUCUUAAACUCUUUUGCAAACCUGUCAGUCUCCACUGGCUCUUAAGUGAUGCGCAUAUUACAGCAAGCUGUACAAGUGUCCUGCAGGGGAAAUUUGCCAGGAGGCUAAGGGUCCUGCAGAUUUGGGAGGGGUGUAGAGAGGGCCUGUGAGCUGAACACUGGCUGCGCUGUCCACCCUGAGGACCCAGAGUGUCCUCCCUUUAUCAUUCAGACAGAGAAACCCCCAGGCUCCCACUUCUCCAAUGGCACUUUGCAGGGUGGAGGUGAGAAGUUCCUGGUUUAAAGCCUUUCAGUAUUUGUUUUCAUGUAAGGUCUGUGGUUGGGGGGGGUGGGGGGGGAGUCUGUAAACAUUAAUAGUUGACUUGGGGUUUGUCUUUGAUGGUUUUUAUCUGCAAUUAUCGUCAUGUAUAUUUAAGUGUCUGUUAUAGAAAACCCACACCCACUGUCCUGUAAACUUUUCCUCAUUGCCCAGAAUUGUGUAAUCACGUUUUAAUUGCCACUUCCUAUUUUGCCUCUACAUUUGAAAUCUGGCGUCUGUUUCAAGCCAGUGCGUUUUUUCUUUGUACUGUAAUAAACAGCCAGGAGAAAAA